Messenger RNA from Apis florea (little honeybee), 2012 nucleotides. RefSeq names its product salivary C-type lectin 2. Lineage: Eukaryota; Metazoa; Arthropoda; Insecta; Hymenoptera; Apidae. The record is from RefSeq and is a predicted model, not a curated record.
GUUUUACGUUAAAUGAACUUUGCACGAGACGCGACGCUAUUUUUAUCGUAAUUAAAUUUUCGCGGCAUGCGAUAUUAGCCGCGCCCUCUAGCGGUUAAUCGAUAAUCGAUUCUGACAUUAGAUCGUGCGCGUCAGUCGUAACCCGCUACUGGUAGUGUUCGCGAUAUUUUCGUACGAGUCCUUCGUUAACCCUUCGUUUUUGAGUUUCGAAUCAUUAAAAUACUUCCAAUUAUCGCAAUGUCUUGAUCUCGAGUGUAAUAAUUCGUUCUUUUCGAAUCGUGUGAACCUCGAUCGAAGCUUUCCUUCGCGUAAAUAGUCUUCGCGAUUCUUUCGGAUGGUUCUUAGUGUCGAUACACGGUGUGUUCUAAUGGUGUGUUCUAGCUGAAACAAGUGCUACGGGGAGUCGACAAAUUUCAAGUGACAUUGCUAGUGCCGCGAAACGAUUUUACGCGUUAUAUGCUGUGCAACCGAAAUCGAAGUUAACCACGAGACGAAGAACGAGGAGCGCAGAAGAGAGGAAAAGACGCCGAGGGAGGCGACACCUUUAACCAGUUCGAAAAAACGGUCGAAAUGGGAAGGUGCGGCUUCGUCCUGUGGUUGGUCCUCGCUUGCCUCACCAGCGACGCGUUGCAACAGUACAGGGAAAAGAACAUAAGCGGCGCCGAGACAGACGCGGUACACGCGAUCUUGGCCAGAUAUCUUCAGAGGCGUCUUCAGGGGUCUCAGCUGUCGACGCCUCCGCCGCCAGCGGUCCUCUUCAGUAGCCGUAACCAGGCCAGAGUGAGGCAAGGUCAGAGGACGAGCGGCAAUGCGUUGCCGAGGAAUGUGAGCGAGAAAGAGAGGAGGGGAGGGAUGGAGGAUUACGAGGAUUACGAGGACGACCUUGAGGGCUUCGAGGACAGUGAGAGGAGCAGGACCAGAUUCGAUUUGUUCGCCGACGACUGUCCCAACUGCGUGGACGAGCACACCACCAACCUCGCCGCCUCCAGAUGGACCAUGCCGCUGCUCAAGCUCGGCGAGAAAAGAUAUUACCUGGGGAUCUUCUUCAAGGCCAAUUGGUACAGAGCGUCUCAAUAUUGCCGAUAUCACGGGAUGCAUCUGGCGAGCAUAGCGUCGCAGGAGGAGAACGACAGACUGGAGAAGCACAUUAAGGAUUUUGGCCUUGGACACGAGCAUUUUUGGACCUCCGGUACCGACCAGGCCGAGGAAGGCACUUUCUUCUGGAUGGCCAAUGGAAGGCCUAUCACUUUUGAAAAUUGGAACGUGGGCGAGCCGAAUAAUUUCAGAUACGAGAACGGUGAGGAAGAACACUGCCUCGAGCUGUGGAACAGGGAUGGGAAGGGAUUGAAGUGGAACGACAGUCCGUGCAGUUUCGAGACCUUUUUCGUUUGCGAGGUGCAAUGAUCGAUCCAUCGAACUCUACGAGAUUGACGAAACACGAAUCCUCCAAGAUCAUCGAUUCACCCGAUUCGAUUCGCGAUACACAACAUCGAUCUACCCUAUCGAGUCAUCAUCCAGCCGGCUGGCUGUUGCCCGAUCCAACACGAAAAUGGAACAAUACUGACUUCUUAUGUGUGUGUGUAUGUGUGUGCGUGUGUGUGUGUGUAGUCGCGCGUGUACGUUCACACGAACGAUGUGAAAUCGAUGGAUGUAGGAUGUUGCACGUGAAGGAAUCGUAGUCGAAACUUGUGUAAAGAUAUUUUUGCGAAACUGUAAAACUCGUAUUUUAAUCUUCGAGACUUUUUGAAGAAAAUACAUUUUAUUUUCGCCGUAUUGUAAAGUUUGUGCGUUCUAUUUUGUAUUCGAAGAGUAUCAAGCGUAUAAUAAGCAGAAAUAGUAAAAAUCUUUUUUUUACCGGAUAAGAACUGAUUUAACAUUUAGCUUAUUAUCGUUCACGUUCUCGUAGAUGUAUCAUUUGCUUCUUAAACUUAGAAAUUGUAGAAUAAGAACUUGUAAGUUUUUACUAUCGAGUAUAAGUAUAACGUAAAUUAGUCAUUUGUCGUUAAUGUGAG